GAGUUGCAUAAACCAGUAUAACUGAUAAGUAUGAAAAUGCAUUUAUCAUAUAGUACAAGUUUUCCAUAGAAAUUAAGAAUAUUGAUGAGAAGAACUAGAGUAUUUUUAAAGCUUAUGUACUUAAUAGAUUGUUAGGUUUUGACAAAUGUUUUUGAGACGGACCCUAACAUUUGUUGGAAAAAGAGCAGUAUAGAAAAGGCCCUUGUAGGACAACCCGGGGUACCACGCUUUGUGAGUGUUGUAAUCAAUGCGGAUACAUUUUACAAGACUAGUGUUGUAUUAGACAAUAUUUUAAAGUCUGGAGUGGAGAUUGAGUCUUAAAGGUGAGAGGAUUGUAGGUAAUGGGAAUGGACUUUUUUUUUAGCCUGCGAGAAUUUUCAUUGUCAGGCUCAGUAUAGCUGCUCUUAGUCUUAUAGGUGACUGCAAUGGAAAUACCAUUUCUGAGCUAUUGCUCAAUUAUGUAAUUUUUUACAACUUCUUUAUGUUUGCGUUUUGACCUAGUAAACAUUAUUUUACUGUUUUGGGUACACUUUGAAAGUGUUGGUGCAGUGACCUUCGCAAAAGGUCUGGUGAGAUGCAUUUUUCUUCCUGAGCAGCUUGCAGCAAGAUUGACCUCUUCAUAGCCCCUAUCCUUAAAAUUAACUAGGUGACAUAGCUUUAUGAUAUUAAGUUAUUAUCCCACCACGGUUCAUGUGGUGGCUGCUUCAAGCCUUGUUGGGGUCAGUAAUCUGGUUCUGCGGUUUCUGUCACUGCAUAAAUUUUCCAAUUUUUCUUCAUGGGCAGCAUUGUACACUUUUUCAGAGUCCCUAUUCCUAGAGUUCAUUAAAUGCAGGACACACUCUUAUGUAGUUGUUGCUUUAUUAAAAUUAAUUUAUGGCUGCUUCAAAUCUCAUUUGGACUUGGACUUGUCUGUUCUGUCAAGGCAUACGAGACCUUUCUGUGGAGAAGUAGUAGAGGCCUUUGUGUGUAAUAUUUUUUUUUUUUAUAUACACACACUAAUGUUCACAAAGGUUGCUAUCUGUCUUUUCUAGCCCAGCAGAUUUUUCUAAUGUGAAGUUUUUGUCUUGUAAGAGACUGCUCAGUAACUAUUGCUUCUGUCAGGGGAAUGUCAAACUACAGGCACUUUUCGUUUAAACCUUAUUUUCCUAUAACGAAAGGGUGUCGCUUUGAAAUAGUAACAUGUUCAUGCCAAAAGUUGCAGCAGGAUCUAAUUUUGUAGUAGUUUUUUUUUGUUUUGUUUUUUUUUUCUAGAGAAUGUUAAUUGGGAGGAACACCUCCAUUAUAUGGUGUCCAUUGGCAGCUCCUCUUACAUACACAGAACCAGAUUGUUCAGGAAGGAUUAUCAGUUCAUUCUGUCUGUCAGAAUUUAAACUGGUUAAGAAGGUUACCAGGCUUACCUUUUCUGUAUGGUUAGCUUAUUUCUGUGCAUUUUCCACGAUAAACAUGGCAGUGCCAUGUCAGGUAUUUGUGUUGCAGCAUCUUGAUCUUCAGCAACACUUCUGCAAGACGCACAUUUAAUAAUCACAUCUUAUUCCAGAUUGUCUUUUUGGCCAUGGAGGCAUGGAGAGCAGGAGUAUAUUCACAGGCCAGUGACUACCCCAAAGAUUUGUGAGUGGUGGGAUCUGUCCUGUUUGUAACACAGAUCUUUUGUACAAAACUUAAGUAGUUAACAUAACGGACGUGUAAUAGAGAAGUUCACCCUCCGUAACAUCCCCAUCCUUCAUUUCCCCACUCUUGUCAUGCUGCUUAUUCUACAUUAUUUCUGUGGUAUUUUCCAUCCUCACACUAAGUGCAGGACAGGAGAGAGAAGUAUAUAUGCUGCAUAGUGGGGAAAGGGAGAUGUGGCUGGUAUUCUGGCAAAGUUUAACAAGCUGCAGGCAGUUCUGACACCUGUGGCUCCUGUCAUAUUUGGUACUAAAGAAAGAUCCCCAUCUUACAUCUGUUGCUAUGGUGGGAACGUGGCGUUCAUUUUCUUGCCUAUUCUUCCUUGGUACUAUGCAAAUUAAAUGCAUUGCUUGUCCUGCCAAGAUUUUUCAUUGCAUUUUCACCUGCAACGUGUUUGUUGUUAGCCAACUAAAGUGUAGGGACUUUUCACUCUUCACGGCUCUGUAGAGGAUCUCAAGGGAUUCUUUAGCCCUCUGCUAGCUGGCUGUAGAAGAUGCUACACUUUUCUCCGCAAUUUAGUGUAAUGAGGAAGUCAGAGUGAACCUUCUCAAUGGAGAUAGUCACUCCCUCAGCGCCAUAUUGACCUUGGCAGGUACUGUUGUCUCUAUUGCUGCCUUAUCUUCUGGAGAAUCUACUUUUCCUGAGGUCAGUGAAGAAUUUGUAGUUCAGUCUUUUGAUUCAGUUAGAUGUUCACUUGCUGCACCUCACUGCUUGCAUCUGUACUCUUUGCUCCCCCAAAGUCUAGUACUGCAAAAACACACACAAGUGGUGCAUUUUUCUUGUGUUAGGCCAAAGGGUUAGAGUCCUCGCUCUGUCUCUCUCCAGUUUCUGCAGGUUUUGACUGCCUUACAGUAGUUCAUUUGGCUAGUUUAAUUUUUAACUUGUACCAGAUUUAAGUUGGCUCUUCAGUGAUAUCUCUGAAAGUGUCAGAAGCCUUUUGUAAGGUACCUUUUUCACUUUGAUUUCCAUUGCAUGAGUUAGUGCCUCAUCACAGCUUGAAUUUUAUUUUGGAGAAGCUUAGUUGGUCUCAUUUGAAACUUGCUGCUCUGUCUGAAUGUGGAGUGCCUGUCUUGAAAGACUGUCUUAUUGGCUAGAACAUGAGAAGAAUCUGAACUGCACACUUUUUGUCCAUAGAUCCUUCAUGUUUGUGCUUUAAUUCAGAGAGAGUAAUGCUGAGAACUAACCAAUUUUUUAUGCCUAAAGUGGAUUAUACCAGGCUGUUCAUUUGCCAGUUUCCUUUCCUGAAUAUUCCUGCCACAAGGAGUACUUGUUAAAAUGAGUACUUGUUUGCAGGCAGUUAAGAUUAUUUAGGCAGGUCCAAGUCCCUUUGGAAGUAUUCACACCUGUCUCUCUCUUGAUAAUAAAUCCGUAGGUCAAAAGCUUUCAGAAAUUAAACGUGUAAGGUGGCUUUCUCUGUGCUGCAUUAAACUCUGUGUUUGAAAGGCAAACCCUUGCUUGAACUUCCCAAAGUGCAUUCUGCUAGAGGCAUGGUUACAUCAUUUCUUUUCUAGGAUGUUAAUGUAGAUGACAUUUUGUGCUGCAGCUGUUUUGGUCAUCCUUAAAUAUCUUUGUGAAGCAUUACAAACUGGACCUGGUGUCUAGGUGUGGGUCCCCUUUGGGGGGCAGUAAUUUUCAAGGGUGUAUUGUCAUAGGUUCUGUGAUUCUGUCCUACUCCUGUACAGAGAAUUGAUACAUCACUGUUUAAGUUUUGCACUUAAUGUGAUAAUAGUGAGUUUAUUGUCCAUGAUAACCCAGCUCACCUUUUCCCACUUUGGUAGGGUUUAUGCGUUUUUGUUGUGCCUUAUUUUACAGUGGCUAUGUCAAACAAGGAGAUAAGGAAGUUACUGUGGGGAUGGGGUGGUUUUUGGAAGCCUGUGAAAGUUUGGAGUGCUACAUGGGUUUCCAGAGCCUGCAGCCUUAGUCCAACAGGCUGUGUAGUAUGGACUAUCUCCUACAAGUCUGUUAUGGCUAAGUAUAUAACUUUAAUUUUGUACAAACUGCCACCCUUAUGCCAUUCUUUUGAGGGAACAUUACAAAAUAGACUAUUUUCACAACCCACUUUUCUUCAUUUGCCCCUUUAUUAGCAGUGGGUUUUAAACUGUGUAUUUGUAGCCAAGUGUGCUUGGUAGUAGGAUCAUUGUAGUGAUGCACUCCCUCAUGUGAAUUCAUGUUCAGUCGUUUUUGAUGUGGAGAGCUUACGUUGGAAUGUGGUGGAAUAAAAAACUGCAAAUAUGUUUAUCUUGACUGCCAACUGACCAACAACAGUUUGAACUUUAUAUGAAGCACAGGCAUUGGAUUCUUUUUUGUACUAGAAAAUGGAGCUGUGUCUAAAGUAUUUCUACUCGUCUGUAGAACUUUUCAGUUAUCACUGAUUUUCAAAGAGUUAUAGUAAUUUUAGACCAAAUGUGUGUAGAUGUGUUUUUUUCACCAAGCUGUCUGGCUUCAGUUUAUACAUUAUGCGGGAGACCACUAUUCAAAUUUGAGAUGUUUUAUAACUGAACCUCCUUAAUUUGCAUGCAUGUGCAAUUAUUUCCAAUAUUUGUAUGUGUGUGUGUGUGUUUCUCUACCACAUAAUCCAGAACUUAUUUCCUCAGCCGAAUGACUAGGUAUCGAGCUUAGUCAAGGUUUUUCCUCCAGAGGAGACAAGUUGAUUUGACGACGAAUUCUCCAGCGAAGUGGUGACUAACAGAACGAAGCAAGAAACUUUUCGUCCAAAUGGUUCUUUCGGAUAGGUAUGACGGAAGAGGUCACCUGCAUGAUCUCUCUGAGUAUGAUGCAGAGUACACUUCUUGGAACAGAGAUUACCAGCUUACUGAAGAAGAAGCUAGAAUAGAUGCCCUUUGUGAUGAGGAGAGGUAUUUAGCCUUACACACGGACUUGCUUGAGGAGGAAGCAAGGCAAGAGGAAGAAUAUAGGCGACUAAGUAUGGCACUGGCAGAUGAAGGAAGCUAUAACGAAGUGGGCUUUAUGUACACCAGUGACUAUUAUGAUCCUUCACAGCCAACGGAAGAGGAAGAUUCACAAAAAGAAACUGCGGAACCAGAAACUUCUGCACACUAUGAAGAGCCAUUUGUUGCCCCAGCAGGACUUCGUGUACCACCUGAUGUGGAACUUCCUGCAACAGUGAAAACACAUGCCAUCAUAGAGCGCACAGCAAAUUUUGUAUGCAAACAAGGGACGCAGUUUGAGAUCAUGCUGAAAGCAAAACAAGCCAAUAAUUCUCAGUUUGAUUUCCUGAGGUUUGAUCAUUAUCUCAAUCCGUACUAUAAGUACCUUCUUAAAGUCAUGAAAGAGGGGCGAUACACUCCUUUUGCAGAGAAGCCAGAAGAGAAAAGUAAGCCACCUAGUGAUGAUGAUGAUGAGGAGGAAGAUGAUGGUGAAGAUUGUGGUUAUCUGCAUCCAAGUCUUUUUGCUUCUAAAAAGAGUUCCAGGCUUGCAGAAAUUAUGAAGCCAUUGACGAUAGUGGAUCCUGAUCACCCACUUGCAGAACUGGUGCGUAAAACUAAGAGUGAGAGAGAACAGGCUGCUCUGCAAGCAGCAGAAAAUGCAGCUGCACAGGCAGCUCAGAUGGAUAAUUCUACUGACCCUUCAGUUGCUACUGUGUAUUACAGCUACUACAUGCUGCCUGAUGGAACAUACUGUCUUGCUGCACCUCCACCUGGCAUGGAUGUUGCCACUUACUACAAUGCCCUUCCUGCAGGAAUGACUGUAGCAGCUACUACAGGGGUUGCAACUGCCACAUCCACUGUCACUGCGACAACAUUGGCUGCAGACCCAGCCAGUAUUGAUAAUGGAGAAGCUCCUUCUUUUCCUGUUGCAAGUACCCUUGCUCCUGUGGCAGCUAUUAUCCCUCCUCCACCUGAUAUUCAGCCUGUGAUUGACAAGCUGGCUCAGUAUGUUGCCCGAAAUGGAAUCAAAUUUGAAACCAGUGUUCGUGCCAAGAAUGAUCCAAGGUUUGAGUUCCUGCAGCCAUAUCAUCAGUAUAAUGCUUAUUACGAGUUCAAAAAGCAGCAUUUUGCACAGAAAGAAGGGCUUGUCAUCUCACAGGUUGUAACGCCACCACAUGUCUCAGAUGAGGAAGCUAGCAGGAGUCCACAAAUCGACGUGCCUGAAGAAUCCCUAGAAGAAUCUGAAGAUGUAGCAGAAGAACAGAUAGACACCGACACCGUGCCUUCCUCUACUAAACCUGCUUCUGAUGGCAAGUUAGUAAAAGCCUCAUGUGGUCCAAUAAGUUUUGCAAUUAAGGCCAAAGAAAAUGAUAUGCUACCUCUGGAAAAAAACAGGGUUAAAUUGUAUGACGACAGUGAAGAGGAGGAUGGGGAAGGAAAUGAAGGUCAGGAAAAUGGUAAUGCUACAACAAACAAAGAGCAAGCUCCUGCAGCACCUUCUGUUGUAGAGGAGAAGAAACCAUCACCAACUCUGGAAGAGUUGGAAGCUAGACAAGCUAAACAGAAACUUGAAGAUAAACUUGCAGCAGCAGCAAGAGAAAAGUUGGCACAAGCUGCAAAAGAGUGUAAAGAGAAGCAGUUGCAAGCUGAACGUAAGAGGAAAGCAGCACUUUUUCUUCUGAAUCUGAAACCUGUAUUAUCAGAGAUGGACUAUGGAAAGGCAGAAGAGAACAUGGUUGUUGAAGAGGUUAGCAUGAAUGUAGUGCACAGUCUGCAGCCUCGAAGUGUGUCUUUAAGAGAGAUGCCACCAUAUGCUGCUGGUAUUCCUGGAGCACGAGAUCGCACUGCAGCUCUGUCACGGCACAAGACACAUGGCACAAAGAAGGACGCUGCCUGCACAGUGGAAUCCAGCAUUGUGUCAUCAAGGGAGCAGAAUGGAGAAAAGGUUAGUUGUAGUAGCACACCUUCCACUUCAACCUUUGUGGGAAAAGUUGGACCUGCUGCAGAACUUAAAACAUUAGAUAGGCCAGCAAGUAAAAGUAAAGGAUCUAACAAGGAACAUGAAAAAGAGAAGAAGAAAAAGAAGCACAAAAAAAGAUCCCGUUCAAGGUCACAUUCUCGUAAAAAAGAUUCACAUUCUAAGCAUAGUUCACCAUCAAGGUCUCGAACAAAAUCGAAGCACUCACUUCCUAGUGCUUAUAGAACAGUUAGGGUUUCAAGGUCACGGUCCAGGUCACCGAGUAAGAAGAGAACACGUUCUGUGGAAAGACGACAUGAAGAGAAGGAAAGACUCCGAAAUAUGCCAUCUUCAUACCGUACUGGCAACAGUCCAGUCCGCAGUAAAAAGCACUCACGGUCAAGAUCUCCAGGUGAAAAAAAGAAAAAGAAGCGCACAGGAUCACACAGCAGAUCAAAGCCCAAGUCGCGGUCACAAACUCGCUCCCCUUCACCACAGCAGUAUUCAAAUAAGAAUUCUGGGCACUCAGCAAGUAUAUCUCCUGUGGAGAGCAGGGAAUCAAGCCAAGAUCGCUCCAGGGGGGGGUCUCAGGAAAAAGAUGAAGUGUCUUCAGCCAUUGUUUCGUCAGUACAAAGUAAAAUUACUCAGUAUUCUCUUCCAAGACCAUCCAUUCCAAUCCAGUGGCCGGAGAGCUUUCAAAUUCUCCACUACUUUGACCUUUACUCAAGUGUCUCAAAGAUUAUGAUUGGACCCUGGUGAUUUAUCGUACACAUCUUCAUCAACCUUUCUGCCUAGACUAUGGAAAUUCAGAGCUGUUUUCUUUACUGUUUGAUUUAACCUGUGUAUGUCGAACACCACAUAAAAUGAUCCACAUGGUGUUUCAUCUGACCAUCUGCAUUUGUUAUAUGGCAGUUCUCAAUCCCUUUUUUUCUUCUCCAUGUGGGUAGUCUUGGUGAUUGAUUUCGUUAGGGGACACAGUCAUAGCGCACACGUGUUGGUGGUGCCAACUUCAUUAACAUCCCAAUGGGGCUGUCAGUUAAGCCUUGUUGCUCUGUUUUAAAGGUUAUCCCUUUUUGUUUAAAGGGGAAGUGGGAAGCCAAGUACCAAAAUCAGAGACGUUUUGUAAAUGUCAUUUUAAUUCUGUUAGGGUAAUAGAACAGCAGUAUGUAUUUUUUUGGUAACUAUUAUUGUAUCAUUUGUAAAUAAUAGAAAAUCUGAAACACUAUUGUCUAGCAUUACUAACUCACUGUCAGCUGCCAGAUGACCACCAGCUGCUGCCACCCCGCUGUACAUAGUUUUAAGUUCCAUGCAGUCCUGUUGUGGGGGGAGGGGGACGUUAUCUGUUUUAUUUUGUCAUUUCAAGAUCAGUAGGUUUCACACACAAGUGAACUUCUUGAACAGUGAGAGGUGUUAAUUUAUUAUGGCUGACACAUUACUGACACCCCCCCCCCCCCAAAUAAAAGUUUUAUGAGAGGCAGGGCAGAAGUUAGUCAAAUCCAGAGAAACUUUAGAGGUAUAUCUGCUCCAAGAAAAAA
This is a messenger RNA of Protopterus annectens (West African lungfish), 8045 nucleotides long. It is a transcript of the gene SFSWAP, whose product is annotated as splicing factor SWAP. Bases 4381 to 7269 code for a protein of 962 amino acids. Lineage: Eukaryota; Metazoa; Chordata; Ceratodontiformes; Protopteridae. Gene Ontology annotation, biological process: RNA processing; mRNA 5'-splice site recognition. The record is from RefSeq and is a predicted model, not a curated record. Gene Ontology annotation, molecular function: RNA binding. The transcript has 19 exons.